AUGGCGAUUCCCGUCAGAUUCCUUGUCUAUGGACUGAGCACCUCUUGCAUCACCCUUCUCUAUGCUCUCCGACUAGCUUUCCACUCUACAAUAAUAUGUCAAUUGGAGAAUUCGACUGUUUCAUUUUUGCUCGAUGAAGAUCUCAAGCAGUACACAUUCCAAUCCGUUGGAUUUGGGCUAGCCGUGGGAUUGGUUCCAUUGCAUUUCUUGAAUUUUUUGGGAACAAGAAAUGUAACGACCAUCUAUGGGAUCAUCGGAAUCCUCUCUGCUCUUUUCUACCCAACAUCCUACCAAAUGGGAUUCUAUGCCUCAUUUGUCACUCGUCUUCUGCAAGGAGCUCCACUCGGGAUCCUCUUAUGGCUCAUCGCAAAAGUGGCGACUGAUUGGACACCAAAAACUGAAACUGCGAUUGCAAUCGCAAUAUUGACAUCAGUUUACCAAUUGGCUCCUUUUGUUGCCCAGAUAAGUGCUGCCGAGAUGUGCCAGUAUUUUGGAUGGGAGUACACUUACUACUUUUUGGCAGUGCUAUGUGCAAUUUCCCAUAUCGCGUUUUAUUUUGUGUACACGGAUCGCGUUGAGGAUAACCAGCUUGCAAGUGCAGAAGAGAAGUCGUUGAUAUUGGAAGGAAAAGGAAAAAGCGGAAAGCAGGUGUCCGAAAAUGUUCCAUACUCUCAAUUGCUUUUGGAUCCAACAGUAUGGGCUACCUGGUUUGCGAACCUCGCUUUCUUCUCGUCUCUUUUAGUUUUUCUUCAAUAUGGACCACUUUAUAUGAACCAAGUGCUAGGAUUCUCUGUUAGAAUAACGGGAUACUCUGGAGGAUUGGCUCAUGUAUUCUGUUUGUUUGCGAAGAUUGUAUUCGGAAAAGUAAUGGACAAAAGUCAAAUGGAUAUGACAAAGAGGUUGAAAGCUGCAUGGACUGUUGUUGAGAUCCCAUCAUUGGCAUUGUUGUUAGCAUUGAUUAUGCUCCGCGACGUCUACAUUCAAAUGGCAUGUAUUGUGAUUUUCAUCACUAUCCAUGGUGUUGCCAUUGUCAUUAUUGUGAAAACUCAGACCUAUAGAUCCGCCGAGCACAACCACGUUCUUGCCAACGGGAACACCCUUUGCGUUGUUCUCUGUCUGUUCCUUCAACCGCUCAUAGUAAAGUUCCUGGUCCAAUCGAACACGUUUGAUGAGUGGUCUCGAGUCUUCGGUCUCCAUGCCAUCCUGAUCCUUACCUCCGUCAUCUUCUUCACAUGCAAAGUGGAUGCCACACCUGCUAAAUGGACAGGAAUCCAGAAAGUUGAGACAAAAAUCGAGGAACCAUAA
Caenorhabditis briggsae is the source of this 1305-nucleotide messenger RNA. The coding region runs from base 1 to 1305 and encodes 434 amino acids. The record is from RefSeq and is a predicted model, not a curated record. Gene Ontology annotation, biological process: transmembrane transport. NCBI's taxonomy places the organism in Eukaryota, Metazoa, Nematoda, Chromadorea, Rhabditida, Rhabditidae. Gene Ontology annotation, molecular function: transmembrane transporter activity. The transcript is spliced from 8 exons.